Messenger RNA from Penicillium chermesinum, 1272 nucleotides. RefSeq names its product GPI-anchored transamidase subunit GAB1. The coding region runs from base 1 to 1272 and encodes 423 amino acids. Gene Ontology annotation, biological process: protein localization to cell surface; attachment of GPI anchor to protein. The record is from RefSeq and is a predicted model, not a curated record. NCBI's taxonomy places the organism in Eukaryota, Fungi, Ascomycota, Eurotiomycetes, Eurotiales, Aspergillaceae. The transcript has 5 exons. Gene Ontology annotation, cellular component: membrane; GPI-anchor transamidase complex.
AUGGCAAUUGACCAGCGGAAGGUCGCCGUGUUCGCCGGGGCCUUCGUGCUACGACUGGUCCUUGUGUUCCUUUUUCCAUCGCUGCCGGACUUGCUUACUGGCCGGGUGGAGGUGUCAACCCCCGUCAAUAGCUUCAAACGAUUGCAGGAAGGUCUCUUUCUCUAUACCCGGAAUGUAUCUCCAUACGACGGCGGUGUCUUUCACCAAGCGCCGCUUCUCCUACCAUUAUUCGCGCUGCUUCCGGAUGUGACCCAGUACCCAUUACCGACAGCACUUUUCUUUUUUGGUGUCGAUCUAGUCAACGCAUAUGCCUUGAGCACCAUCUCAGACUCCGGCCAAUCGGUCAAGAGCAGGCUUCACUCGGCAAUGCGCAAACACAUUCGAUGGGACGGAGCGUCCGUUGCGGCUUGGUUCCUUUUCAAUCCCUUUACAAUUGCGACGUGCCUGGCCCGAUCUACAAGCGUGUUUACUACCUCCGGCAUCCUUUUUGCCGUAUCGAAUGCCGUUGAAGGGAAUAGCAUCAAUGCAAUGUUAGCGAUUGGGUUUGCGUCCUAUCUAUCUCUAUACCCUGCGUUGCUAUUUGUACCAGUGCUUCUGCUCUGCUACGACUUCCAUGCAGAAAAAUCCAAGCAAUCACUCAACACAACCGUGUUCGUUCUCCAACACACCGCGAUAUUCCUUGGGAGUCUUACAGGGCUACUGGCAAUAUCGUGCUUGAUCACCGGCAACUUCUGGGAGUUUAUGUCGGCUACCUAUGGCUUCCAUUUGCUGGUUCCAGAUCUGACUCCGAACGUGGGCCUUUGGUGGUACUUUUUCAUUGAGAUGUUCGAUUCAUUCCGCGCAUUCUUCUUGGGGGUAUUCUGGCUCCAUCUGGCUAGCUACGCUGGAGGGCUCACUUUCAGGCUUCGACGACAGCCUUUGUUUAUUGUGUCCUCCCUACUGGGCGUCUUUGCCAUCUUCAAGCCAUAUCCUAGUAUCUCCGAUGCAUCUCUGUACCUUGCACUACUACCUCUAUACCGCCACCUCUUCCCACUCAUGCGAUAUACGUUUUUCGCUAUUUCCGCCCUUCUCUACUCGAGCCUCCUCGGCCCCGCUUUCUACCACUUGUGGAUCUAUGCCGGGUCUGGCAAUGCCAACUUCUUCUAUGCAAUCACUUUGGUAUGGAGCCUUGGGCUCUCCAUCCUCCUUGCGGACUUCCUCUUCGCCGGCCUCAGAGACGAAUGGGAGCAAGACCAUCCUGAGGCACAGGGCAAAGAGGUCAAGCAAGUAUAG